Manis javanica (Malayan pangolin) is the source of this 3835-nucleotide messenger RNA. RefSeq names its product platelet derived growth factor D (gene PDGFD). The record is from RefSeq and is a predicted model, not a curated record. Gene Ontology annotation, molecular function: platelet-derived growth factor receptor binding; growth factor activity. NCBI's taxonomy places the organism in Eukaryota, Metazoa, Chordata, Mammalia, Pholidota, Manidae. Gene Ontology annotation, biological process: positive regulation of ERK1 and ERK2 cascade; positive regulation of protein autophosphorylation; platelet-derived growth factor receptor signaling pathway. Gene Ontology annotation, cellular component: membrane.
CUGGCCGCCGGAGGGGGCGGACAGACGCCAACCUGUUGUCGUCCCGUCACCAUUCACCAGCUCGCACAGCACAAGGAAGUGCGGCACCCACACGCGCUCGGAGAGCCCGGCAUGCAGGAAGUUCGUGCGGAGCGCGGCGACUAGCUUGGCGGCGGGCGAGCGGGGCGGCCGGAGCGCGGCGGGCGUGCCUCCCGGAGCGGGUCCCGGCUUUUCCUUGGAGCGACGCUGCACCCAGGUCGCUGAUCCCAAUGCACCGCCUCGCCCUCGUCUACACUCUAGUCUGCGCAAACUUUUGCUGCUAUCGGGACACUUCUGCUACCCCGCAGAGCGCAUCCAUCAAAGCUUUGCGCAACGCCAAUCUCAGGCGAGAUGAGAGCAAUCACCUCACAGACUUGUACCGAAGAGACGAAACCAUCCAGGUGACAGGAAACGGCCACGUGCAGAGUCCCCGCUUCCCGAACAGCUACCCCAGAAACCUGCUUCUGACAUGGCAGCUCCAUUCCCAGGAGAAAACAAGGAUACAGCUAGCCUUCGAUAAUCAGUUUGGAUUAGAAGAAGCAGAAAAUGAUAUCUGUAGGUAUGAUUUUGUGGAAGUUGAAGAUAUAUCUGAAACCAGUACUGUUAUUAGAGGACGAUGGUGCGGACACAAGGAAGUCCCUCCAAGGAUAACGUCAAGAACAAACAAAAUUAAAAUAACAUUCAAGUCAGAUGAUUACUUUGUGGCUAAACCUGGAUUCAAGAUCUAUUAUUCUUUUGUGAUCAAACAGGCUGCCUGCCCAGCCCCCAAGGAAGAUUUCCAACCCGUGGCAGCUUCAGAGACCAACUGGGGGGAGUCAGUCACAAGUUCUAUCUCAGGGGUAUCGUAUCACUCUGCAUCAGUAACAGAUCCCACUCUCACUGCGGAUGCUCUGGAUAAAACAAUUGCAGAAUUUGAUACUGUGGAAGAUUUGCUCAAACACUUCAAUCCAGAAUCAUGGCAAGAAGAUCUUGAGAAUCUGUAUUUGGACAUCCCUCAUUAUCGAGGCAGGUCAUACCAUGACAAGAAGUCAAAAGUUGACCUGGACAGGCUCAAUGAUGAUGUCAAGCGGUACAGUUGUACUCCCAGGAAUUACUCAGUAAACCUAAGAGAGGAGCUGAAGCUGACCAACGUGGUCUUCUUUCCCCGAUGCCUCCUUGUGCAGCGCUGUGGAGGAAACUGUGGUUGUGGAACUGUCAAUUGGAAGUCCUGCACAUGCAAUUCAGGGAAAACCGUGAAAAAGUAUCAUGAGGUGUUAAAGUUUGAGCCUGGCCAUUUCAAGAGGAGGGGUAGAGCGAAGCACAUGGCUCUCGUUGACAUCCAGCUGGAUCACCACGAGCGGUGUGAUUGUAUCUGCAGCUCAAGACCACCUCGAUAAAAACAUGUGCGCACAUUUACAUCAAGCACGAAAGAACCUUUAGUUUAAGAGGAUGUCCUAAGAGACCCUUUCCACCAGCAACUGAACUUACUACUAGCCUGCAAAGCGAUGAAUACAAGUGGUUGCUGAGUCUCAACCUAGCUUUGUUAGUGCCAUGGCAAGUAGAAAGGUGUCUCAUCAACCUUUAUAUACAAGAACAUAGGAUUGCAUUUAAUUAUAGUGUCUAUGUAUAAAUAGAUCAAAUGGUUUAUUCAGUAUGUAUAACCAGAUACACCAGAUCUUUACAUAUGGUUGAGUUAUUUAGACCCUUAAAAUCUUUUGACAAGAGAAGGGACAUAUUAAGUACAUGUAACAUGUCUUUGGAAGAUUCAGAAGAUUAAUUUGUUUAUUUUAAAAUUUCAAAUCCCAGAACAAUUGUGGAUCUCAAGAUUUUUAAAAAAGCAUCUUAUGUAUUAUAAAACGUAAAAGAGCUUUUCUUAUGUACACAUCUUAAUUAUACCAAAGGAAAUAUGUGGUUUCUGGGAAAAAAGCAUGAACCUAACCAUUUUUCCUAUGGCAUACACUAUAUAUUUACCUAUGUAGACAAUAAUUACCUGUCUCCAAAGGUGUGCCAUAAUAAUAUAGGUGCUUUAGAAAUUAAGUCAUCAAGUCAUCUUUAUGCAUCUUGCUAAGGCAUGCAAAUUCACUUAACACCUGUCUCAAAAAAAAUUUCCCAGUAAGUUUAUUAUUAUGAUAUUGUGAGACAAUUUAUGAGCUGAAUUUAUAGCAGAAUUUUGAAUUGUUUCUUUCCAAUAACCCUCCAUAGGAGUAACUCCUCUGAAGGAAGAAUGGCAUAGGGACUCAUUAUGAACAUUUCAAAAUAGUGUUCAUUGAAAGAUUUGGGAAACUAAAAGUCAAAAAGAGUGAGCAAUGAUAUUAUCAACAUAACUGGAAAUUGGAUGGAAUAUUCGAUAGGCUCCAUACUUAAUAAUGGAUUCAAACUCUCCAACCUGUGCCAAUUCAUUUUGUGUAUCUUGCUUUUGUGUUCCUGUAUCUUUGAUACACAAACUUGGAUUUACAACAGCAUUUUAUAUUUGGUAAACCAUCAAAGAUUAUUUAUAGCCUAAAAGCAUUUGUGUAUUAAAGCAACCCACUUUUACUGAUGUAAAUCCCUGAUCACAUACUCACUCACCAUUCAGAAUUCCUGUUUCUGAACCAAGUGAAAUCAGAUCUGGAGUCUCUGGUUCUUUCCAAAUCUGUGGAGCUUGUUCUAUGAAGCCACCCUGCAAAUUGUGGGAACGCAAGUUAGGCCCUACUCUACUAAAAAGCUGUUGUUUGCAUUGGUGGUUAUUAUUGGUAUUUAGAGUAAUAUUUCCUCCCUGGCUCCUUAAUGUCUGUUUUAAAGGAGGCUGACUCCAGGCAUAGGAAAUGAUUUACCAUCCUCUAAAGCAGGACUCCAAAGAGCAACACUGAAAUCAUGAUAGCUCAGAGGCAGCGCAGACACACCUACAUUUUUCUUCCUGCUGUAAAAGAAAAAAGAACAGAUUUCUUCCAUGAGUCUAGGGCCCUAUUGACUACAACCAGUUGGAGGGAGGGGUGUGUGACAAGGGUUUGAUAAGUCCCAGUGUCAGAUGAGUGGCUUAAAUAUACUUUGCAUUUCUAAGCAUGGUGCUCUGAAGACCAAAUUCGCAGCUCCUUGAGAUGAAAGCCCAGUGCUUAUUGAAGAUGUACCUUCAAAACUUCCCUGGAAGUAUCUAGUGUUUUUUCACCUAAGGCAGUGAUAAAGUUGAAUACUCAAUGUUGUUCAGUUGUCAAUCAGCAACAGCUGAGGCUAAUAAUCAGGACCCACUCAUCCCCUUCAUGGCCACUUGCGAGUUUCUUAUGAAAACAUCAGCUUGUGCUCCAGAAUCAAAAUGUGUGUUACAUCACUUUGGUUUGUUCAGCUCACAUGAUAGCUGUAAGUGUGAAAAAUUAGAGUGUUCUACCCAGUUUUCAAUAAACCUUCCAAGCUGCAAUAACCAGGGUAGUUUUCCGUUAAAGCCCUAUCUGUACUUUUUAUUUAUUAGCUGAAAUGUAAGCAGGCAUAUUCACUCACUUCUCUUUUUUCUUUCCCGGGUGUUUUAUUAAAACUUCUCCCUUGGUUAUCUGUUAUCUAUUGCACUUCCACCAUGUAGCCAAUAAAUCUGUUUCAUUGCCACCAAAGGAAUAAAAAGUAUGCCGUACAAAUUAAAUUUCAAAACAAACCCUAAUAAAUCCAUAUUUCUGCAUGGCUCACUCACCUGGAAUAAUGCCUUUCAUUCAAUAUGUUCUUAUAGGGCAGAAUGCAUUCAUCGGUAGUUUUUUUUUUUAAUAUUUUUUGUCAUAUCAGUAAUAUGCAGCUUUUCCCUCUCAUAGCAUUUUCUAUAACAAAUGUAAUAUGCCUCUUAUCUUCAUGAAAAAUAAAUAUUGCUUUUGAACAAAAA